CUCUCAACAUUGGGAUGUGCACUUGAACAUUUUGACUCAUCAAACUAAUGUGUUGCAUUGCCUUAAAAGUGAAUCCGUAUGUUCGUAAGAAGACGUUUUGAGCCUGUCACUAAGUGUGUAGUUCUCAUUCGUAGCAUCAUUAACUGAAGGUUAUUAUAUGCAGGGCAGGAAAAACAAAACUGUGAUACAUGGAUGUGGAUAGCUCCAAAACCUGAGGAAAAUAGAAAGAAUGAUACCAUCAAAACUUGAGACUUAAGUCUUGCACCAGGAACCGCUGUCAUCUCCUCAGUCUGGAAAUGGGAUGGAUGCGAUGGAUGGAAGGAAUACUUCGCAGAGCUGGAGGGCACAAGAGGAACCGAGGAGAGCGAUGCCUUCGGCUCUCUCUUAAUUGCUUUUGAUAAUUUGCAGUGUCUUGCUAAACAAAACAAAUCGCUCUUGGGAGGACUUCUACAACCUCACAGAUGAAUUUGGUAAAACCGAUUUCAUGGGCGAUGGAUGGGGUAUUCUGAGAAUAACUAUUUCUGUAAUUUAUUCCGUGGUAUGUGCACUUGGGUUAAUUGGAAAUAUUCUUGUUUUAUACCUAAUGAAAACCAAGCAAGCAUGGAAGAAAUCUUCUAUCAACCUCUUUGUGACCAGUUUGGCUGUAACAGACUUCCAGUUUGUGUUAACACUGCCUUUUUGGGCUGUGGAAAACGCAAUGGAUUUCACAUGGCUUUUCGGAAAAGCAAUGUGUAAGAUCAUUUCGUUCGUGACUGCAAUGAAUAUGUAUGCAAGUGUAUUUUUCCUCACUGCAAUGAGUGUUGCGCGAUAUUACUCUGUAGCCUCUGCGCUGAAGCAAAAACGACGCCGUCUGCGCUUUUCUGCAAGGUGGAUGAGUGUCGCUGUGUGGAUCUCCGCAAUAGUGGCUGCGCUGCCAAACGCGGUGUUCUCCACAACAGCCACCGUGUCAAAUGUGGAGCUAUGCUUGGUGAAAUUCCCUGUCAGAAAAGGCGACGCACCGUUUUGGCUGGGGCUAUACCACGCACAGAAAGUAUUGGUGGGGUUUCUCAUUCCUUUAGGAAUAAUAUCAGUUUGUUAUCUCCUACUUUUGCGCUUCAUUACGAACAAAAACGUGAACACUUCUAGUGCAAAGAGACGUUCCAAAGUAACGAGAUCUGUGACUAUAGUUGUUCUCUCUUUCUUCCUCUGUUGGUUGCCUAAUCAAGCUCUGACAGCUUGGGGUAUUCUUAUAAAACUCAACGUUGUUCACUUUAGUGAUGAAUAUUACACGACCCAAGCUUACAUAUUUCCCGUGUCUGUUUGUCUGGCACACUCCAACAGCUGCCUAAAUCCAAUAUUGUACUGUUUAAUGAGGAGGGAGUUCAGAAAAGCUCUGAAAAAAUUGUUUUGGCAAAUCACUUCUCCUUCUGUCACGAACAUGAGACCCUUCACAGCCUCGAGUAAACCUGAGCACGAAGAGCAGGCGAAUGCCCUGGUUCGGCUUAACCCACCGGAGCCCGCGCUUUUGUUUUAUCCGCCAGGUGUUGUCAUAUACAACGGGAAGAAUGACCUUCUUCCUAACAGUACAUAACACGCGAUAGUUAUACUAUAUAUGUUUCAAUUUGUUGGUUCACUGACCAUAUUUCCUAAUGUCCAUUUGACUUGACCAUUUCAGUUCUUCAUUAAUCCGCUUCUGAUCACCUCAGUUGAGUGCAAAAUGCCCUACCGCAAGUAUUCAAUUGCGCUCAAAAUAAAGGGUUGAAACCUGUAA
Molecule: messenger RNA, 1750 nt
Organism: Alosa alosa (allis shad)
Lineage: Eukaryota; Metazoa; Chordata; Actinopteri; Clupeiformes; Clupeidae
Gene: rxfp3
Product: relaxin family peptide receptor 3
Exons: 1
Coding region: 485-1570 (361 amino acids)
Biological process (GO): immune response; G protein-coupled receptor signaling pathway
Cellular component (GO): membrane
Molecular function (GO): G protein-coupled receptor activity
Source: RefSeq, a predicted model, not a curated record